AUGAGACUGUCUAAGCGAGUUCAAUUUUUAAAAGAUGCUAGAGAUAAAAGAGCACAAAAUGCAGAGAAUAAUGAAUUGUUUAGUGAUGAAGUUUCAGAAUGUGAAUCUUUAGGCAGUGAACUUUUAGGCAUCGAAUCUUUAGAUAGUAAAUCUCCAAGUAGCCAAUCUUCUAGUGAUGAAAAUGAUUGGGUGGAUGAACUCUUUAAACCCAAAUUAAAUACACAUAAUUUAAUUGUUAAUAGUAAUAGUGAAAAUUCUUCAGAAGAAGAAACUUCUGAAUACACAUUAUCUGAAUUAGAACAAAAAAUAAAAAACGAGAUACAGGAUCUUCAGCUUCAGUAUACUGCACAAUACCUUCGGCUUGUAGAAUCAGGACUUAUUAGAGUGCAAGCAACUUCAAAACGAGGAAAACAUCAAAAAAUCCAGUCACUUUUACUUGAUAAAGAUGUUAAAAGUAAACUUCUUAAAUAUUUAAGUUUGCAUAAGUUUAAAUUAAGCAUUCAUAAACUUUGUGACUAUGUUUGUAAUGAAAUAUUUCCAAGUAUCGGAAUUGAAACAGGAAAAACUAUUAAUAUAUAUGUUGAUGGUCAUAAACGAUCGGAUGUUGUAGAGUAUCAUCGUAAUUUUUUAGAUUGUAUGGCCCAGUAUGAGUUAUUAAUGCCAGAUUGGUCUGAUGACUUAAUGCAACAAAUCAAUCCAAUUCUUCCUGCUAGAGAAAGGUUACAUAUACUAGUAACACAUGAUGAAUCAGUAUUUUAUGCAAAUGAUGGGCAAAAGGCAUUUUGGACACCUAUUGGUAAACUACCAUUAUGUUCAAAAUCAGCUGGAGGUAGUAUAAUGGUUAGUGAAUUUCUUUGCGAUACAAUUCGCCAGCUUCGAUUAGAUAAUGUUUACCAGCAACAAUAUAAUAGUUUUUCAUUUGAACAGCAAAUUCCUACUGAAGCCCAUUGCAUUAUUCAUCCUGGUAAUAAUCAUGAUGGUUAUUGGACAAUUAGUGACAUGGCACAGCAAUUAAAAAACAAGGCAAUUCCAAUAUUUGAAGCAAUACAUCCUGGUUGCAUAGCUGUUUUUGCUUUUGAUAAUAGCAGUAAUCAUGCUGCAUUUGCUAAUGAUGCUUUAGAAAUAAAUUAUCCUGAUGGCACACCAAAAGGAAUAUAUCAAGUUCUUGAAGAAAGAGGUUUAGCUUAUCCUAAUUUAAAAAAAAUCUGCUCAGAUUGUAAAAAGGGAGCUCUUCAGAAACGUGAUUGUUGUGCUACACAAAUUUUAAGUCUAGAACCAGAUUUUGCUAACCAAAAAUCACUCCUUGAAGAAAUUGUUGAAGAGGCAGAUUAUAAAAUUAUUUUUUAUCCAAAAUUCACUGCGAAUUAA
Messenger RNA from Cetraspora pellucida, 1368 nucleotides. The record is from the annotation of a GenBank genome assembly. Lineage: Eukaryota; Fungi; Glomeromycota; Glomeromycetes; Diversisporales; Gigasporaceae.